AUGACUACUGAUCGUAACGAUAGUAGAAAAUAUGAAUCGCUUUGGUCUUUAGGUUCUGUGAUGGAAUUCCUAGAUCCUUCUUCAGUUAACAGUCCUUAUCUUAAUUCAACUCCUAAAAGAAAUUCUUAUUUGGAAAAGGCAAGACUGAAGCUGAAAAAAUUGGAUGUUGUUGCAUCGAAAUCAGUUCCUUCUAAACAAAAAAUAUAUGAAGAUAUUAAAUCAAAACUAUCUCAAAGAGUUAAAGAUGUAGAUAAUUCCCUAGACACUAUUUUUUUCAAAAAUAGCACAUCCCUAGAGAAGGCUUUCUACCCCUUUACAUUGUUAAAUCUUUUUUUAAUAGGCUAUAUAAUGGGCAAAUUCCCCGAUUGGUUUCAUGUAUAUUAUACGGGACUUUUAGGAUUAUUCAUGCCCAUUAGAUUUUAUACAUAUUACAAGGCCAACAAUCAUUAUUUUCUGGCUGACUUAUGCUAUUUCGUGAAUCUCCUUUGUUUACUUUAUAUCUGGGUAUGGCCAAAUUCAACAAGCCUUUAUCAUUCUUGUUUUGCAUUAACGUUUGGUAGUUUAUCCUUCGCAGUCAUCACUUGGAGGAAUUCUUUAAUAAUACAUUCAAUUGAUAAAAUCACAUCAUGUUUCAUACAUCUAAUGCCUCCAUGCACAAUGUUCAUUAUUCAACAUUCAUUAACUUCAGAAUUUAGAAAACAAAGAUUCCCAGCAGCUUAUUAUUCAGCUUCAAUGCCUUAUCAAAUUAAAUACAAUAUCUAUUGGACAUCUUUCUAUUAUUUGAUAUGGCAAUCAUCCUAUCACUAUUUUAUUACUGUAAGAGAAGCUAAAAAGAUUAAAACUGGUCAAAGAAUGACAAGUUUCCAAUAUUUAACAACACAUAACUUUAAAGACUUAUGGAUUAUGAAAUUACCUUCCCCAUUACCUUUAAUUAUUUUUACCUUUGCUCAAUAUUUAUACCAAUUAACCACUAUGUCCUUAUGCUAUAUUUGGUUUCCACAUAAGAAAGCAGCUUCACUGUUUUUAAUAUUCAUUUUUCUAUGUGCAGCUCACAAUGGUGCCACAUAUUACAUUGAUUAUUACGGCAAGAAAUUUAAUAAAGAAAUGGAUAAAUUGCGUUUAGAAGUCGACAACUUACAACAACAAUUAAGCAUUAGAGAUCUUGACUCUCCUAAUAUAUCUAGAUCGGUUUCUCCAUCUCUCAUCUCAUCCAUAUCCAGUGUUGUGUCUGACGAUACAAGAUCAUCCGCCGUUUAA
Molecule: messenger RNA, 1257 nt
Organism: Henningerozyma blattae CBS 6284
Lineage: Eukaryota; Fungi; Ascomycota; Saccharomycetes; Saccharomycetales; Saccharomycetaceae
Gene: GPC1
Product: glycerophosphocholine acyltransferase
Exons: 1
Coding region: 1-1257 (418 amino acids)
Biological process (GO): phosphatidylcholine biosynthetic process
Source: RefSeq, a predicted model, not a curated record